Messenger RNA from Morone saxatilis (striped sea-bass), 1307 nucleotides. It is a transcript of the gene atp1b1b, whose product is annotated as ATPase Na+/K+ transporting subunit beta 1b. The transcript is spliced from 7 exons. Gene Ontology annotation, cellular component: sodium:potassium-exchanging ATPase complex. Bases 131 to 1036 code for a protein of 301 amino acids. Gene Ontology annotation, biological process: intracellular potassium ion homeostasis; potassium ion import across plasma membrane; sodium ion export across plasma membrane. The record is from RefSeq and is a predicted model, not a curated record. Gene Ontology annotation, molecular function: ATPase activator activity. Lineage: Eukaryota; Metazoa; Chordata; Actinopteri; Moronidae.
ACGGUUUAUAUUGGGGAGCCUUCCAGCAGACAGAGCUGGGUUCCUCUGCGACGGGUUGGGACUUGGUAAGCACACAGAGGGAGUCCGCCGAAGAACGAGUAACGGAACACCUUACGGGGAAUAAAGCAAAAUGUCUUCAAACAAAGACGAUGGCGGAUGGAAGAAGCUUCUGUGGGACUCCGAGAAAGGAGAGGUGCUGGGUCGUACCGGAGGCAGCUGGGUCAAAAUUCUGCUGUUUUACACAGUUUUCUAUGGCUGUCUGGCGGGGGUUUUCAUCGGAACAAUCCAAGCCUUGCUGCUCACCCUGAGUAACUACAAGCCCACCUGGCAAGACAGAGUCGCACCCCCUGGCCUUACCCACACCCCACGAUCAGACAAAGCUGAAGUGGCCUUCAACCUGAACGAUGUGGAGACCUACCUACCUUACACUAAGGCCUUGAAGGACUUCCUGGCCAAGUAUGACGACGAAAUGCAGAGGGACCAGAUGAAGUUUGAAGACUGCGGAGAUGAACCUGCAGACUACAAGAACCGGGGUGACUUGGAGAGCGAUGUGGGCAUCAGGAAGGCCUGCCGUUUCCAGAGGUCGCUGCUGGGACCCUGCUCCGGCAUCGAGGACCGCGAUUUUGGUUUCAAGGAUGGCAAGCCCUGUCUGAUUGUAAAGCUCAACAGGGUCGUCAACUUCCGUCCAAGGCCUCCUACCUCUAAUGAAAGCAUCCCUGAAGAGGCUCAACCCAAGGUGCAGCCCAACAUCAUCCCUCUCUACUGCACUCACAGGAGAGAAGAGGAUGCUGGUAAAAUCGGAGAGAUUAAGUACCAUGGUAUCAGUGGCGGCUUCCCCCUGCAGUAUUAUCCCUACUAUGGCAAACUGCUGCACCCUCAGUACUUGCAGCCACUGGUGGCACUGCAGUUCACCAACCUGACCCUGAACACUGAAUUGCGCAUCGAGUGCAAAGUGUUCGGAGACAACAUCGACUACAGUGACAAGGACCGCUACCAGGGACGCUUUGACAUCAAGCUCCAAGUUAACAGUUUAUGACCGUCAUCAGGACCAUAGCACUUUUCCCUGACCGCCCCCACCCCUUCCUCCCUCCACCCCCACCCCCCCCAAACCCCCCCAUUCGUCCUUAACUAUAUACAAAUCUAAUAUAGGAGAUGAUAUGUAAGGGGGUUAGGCUGUAGCGGUUAAGUCAAUCACAACUAGUCUUAAAUGAAUAAAUGAGAAAAAAAACUGAUAGGGGACAGAUGUUUAAUCUGUUUGCUUUCAUCACUAGCUUCUACACUUCUGUCUAGCUCUAGAAUGUAAUUUA